Molecule: messenger RNA, 1611 nt
Organism: Salvelinus sp. IW2-2015
Lineage: Eukaryota; Metazoa; Chordata; Actinopteri; Salmoniformes; Salmonidae
Product: secreted frizzled-related protein 2
Biological process (GO): canonical Wnt signaling pathway; non-canonical Wnt signaling pathway
Molecular function (GO): Wnt-protein binding
Source: RefSeq, a predicted model, not a curated record
UUUAAAGACUUGCUAAAAUAGUGAGCUUGUUGUUGUUAUGACUGGGYAAUAAAACCAGCAGAAAACAGACCGCGACGUAAGGAAAAUGCAUAACGAAUAGAUGGCAAAAAUACAUUGCUASCACAGACUCGUUGGGGGCAGGUUCUGGGCAGACUGCUAUGGGAAGAUAAAACAACAAACAGUCUUUCAGACGCCCCCCCCGUUCUAAUAACAAAGCCACUUUACAGCCCUCAAUAACCGGGAGUCACACCAUUGCAUUUGCUGUAAGAACCAGUUUGUUCUGCAUGAUUCAUUACACACUAGGCUACUACUAGGUUGGUUCCAACCGGCUACCAACUUCUCCUCCAGGACUGCUGAACAACCACCGUGCUGCUUUGUUUUUUUAUUCUGCACGUGUUGUCAGUAUGGCUCAACUGAAGUUAUCACUUUGCGUGUUGGUGUCUAUUUCUUUCGCCUCGGUUUUGACCACAGACAGCUCCAUUCAGUUUGCGUCCGAAAGUCUCAGUUCCUCAUCGUUUCYCUCGGUGUGUAAGCCCAUCCCCAGCACACUUUCUUUGUGCCACGGCGUCGGUUACGGGGAUAUGCGGCUGCCCAACUUGCUGGGGCACGACUCGUUGAAAGAAGCCCAGCAACAGUCGGCCGCCUGGCUGCCGUUGGUCUCCAAACUCUGCCAUCGGGAUACCAAGAAGUUCUUGUGCUCGCUCUUCGCCCCYGUGUGCCUACCGGAGGGGCCCGUGCGCCCCUGUCGUGGGCUGUGCGAGGCUGUGAGGGACGGUUGUCUCCCUGUGAUGAGCGCGUUCGGGUUCCCGUGGCCCGACAUGUUCAACUGCACACAGUUCCCGCGCGGGGUCCAUCUCUGUAUUCCCACCACGACCCAAGACACACAGCGUGCGCGGAAGGGAGAGGAAGCGGGUCACGAGGAGGCAUCAGAGGGAACAGUGAUCUGUGAUGCAUGCAGUCUGGCUGCUGAGGGAGAGAUAGACAACCAGAACAAGUUCUGCAAGAGUCCAUAUGUCUUUAAACUGCGUAUCGGGAGUGUGUCUGUGGAAGGGGGUGACUGCAGGUUAGUCCCUCUGGGCCGGAGUCGCAUCCUGAGGUGGGAGGGUGGAGGCACGGAGAGGGCUGAGGGCGUCGMGGGGGCAAUGGCCUACAGUGCCCUUUGGCUGCAGGAAGGGGGUACCUGCACCUGUCCUGCCCUGGAGGAGGCAAAUGGGGGAGAGGGGAAGGGGUCCGUGGCAGGGGUGUGGUACCUGGGCCUUGCUGACACACAGGAGGGCAGGUUGGUCCUCACUAGGCUGGUGAGAUGGAGGAAGGGGGACAAAGAACUCAAGAAGUUCAUCAGGAGACUGCUCAAACAAGCCUGCUGAUGCUGUCAUCAAACAAGCAUAGAGAGACUUUCRAAUUUGGCCAAAUGGAUGCGUAUGAGAGGACACCACAGCCCUGUUACAUUUCAGCCUCUAGGRCUAGACCCUAUCCCUUCAAUAUCCCUUUCAUAUUCAUAUCAUCUAGCUCUGGAGAAGUCGUGCCUUCAUCAUAGGGCUCCAGAGUGGCGCAGCGGUUUAAGACACUGUAUCUCAGUGCAAGAGGUGUCACUACAUUCCCUGGUUCAAA